Messenger RNA from Oryzias latipes (Japanese medaka), 856 nucleotides. RefSeq names its product protein C19orf12 homolog. The record is from RefSeq and is a predicted model, not a curated record. NCBI's taxonomy places the organism in Eukaryota, Metazoa, Chordata, Actinopteri, Beloniformes, Adrianichthyidae.
CGCUGUUUUUCCCGUCGGGCAUUGCGCCACCCACACAAACAUGUUAGCUAAAGAUGGUGAUCAGCAAAGCCUAACUUCUGAUAAAAUGACCUCACCGCAUUAAGAAGGGUCAAAGAUUUCAUCAUUUUGUCAGCAUGGCCCCACGAGUCGAUGAAGUCAUGAAGCUCUGCUGCGAGUUGUCCGCCAACCAGCAGAUCAAGACCGCCGUGAAAGGCUCUGGGAAGGGAGCGGCGGCGGCGGGUGGGCUGGCCUUCGCUGGAGGCCUGAUCGGAGGUCCUCUUGGCAUCGCCGUGGGUGGCGCUGUGGGCGGACUUCUCGGCUGCUGGCUGACCAGCGGAGAGUUCAAACCCCUGCCGCAGAUCAUCAUGGAGCUCAGCCCCCCGCAGCAGCAGAAGCUGUAUGAUGACGUGAUGGCCGUCCUUGGAGACAUUCAGUGGACGGACGUGGCUCAGCUGAUUGCUCUGGUGAUGAGCAACGGCGUGCUGAAGCAGCAGCUGACCGCCGCUCUGGUUGGUUACGUCACCAAGGAGCUGCAGGCAGAGGUGCACUACAUGGACUGAUAGUAUAGAUUUUUCUGGACAUGUAUAGGUGCCAUCACAAAUUAUGACUUUAAAACUGAUAUAGGAUCAUGUAUCACUAUGGACUCAUAAGACAAAUAAGCAGCUGCCUUUUAUUAUCUGUCAUGAUUAUGAUUUUAAAUCUUUUAAUCCUCUUGUAAAGCCUUAUUUAUUUUAUGCAGCGACAGACGAGACUGAUGUUGAGCCAAACUACUGAUGUAUAUUCAUCAUUCAUCAGAUGGUUUGCAAUUUAACAAGAAUUAUCGUAUUUAUUUUUAAUAAAAGAAAAGUGGCCCGUA